AUUUUCUUCACCUUGUCGGAAAGGAAGUACUUCUAAAUACACGGGCUACGUGAAAGAAAGACUUUUGAGAAGUUCAAACUUCAAAACGUGCAAAAUAUGGAACCUAUAUUUUGUGUUACUUCAUAUAUAUUGUCACCCUCAAAAAGAUCAAAGCUGGAAUCACUAUUGAGUAUUGACCGUGAAUUGUUUAUGUUUCCCUCUCUCUUCCUGUCUGGUCUUUUCUAUUGCUUCAAUUAUAUUCUCGGGGUUUUGGAGAAGAAGGAAAAAGCCAACAAAUUGUAGCAAAAUAAUGUAUUUUGAUUGUGACCCUUCAGAGAUUUCUUACGUCUUCUUCAAUUUUGAGGUAAGUAGAUAACCAAUUCACAAAUAAAACAGAUCCAAGUUAAUUUAACAUAGUUUUUUUUUUUUUUUUUUAAGUUUCUUUCCCUGUUCUUUCUGCAGAUCCCUUAAUAGCUAAUGUGUGAUUGUUUAAUUGUGGAUCUUUAACCGGGAACAAAAUCCCGUUAAAUUGUAAGCCGCCAGAAUUCAUAUGGUUUUUUUUUUCCCCCCCAUUAUGCUUAGUGCAAAAGUGUAUACCAUAUAUUCUUUACCUUUAAAAUUAAAUGUUUGUAGGAAAUGAUGAAUGAUCCAACUCUCAUACACCAUUUGGAAAUGAAGCCUUCAGCUCAAGAUUAUCAACCCCAAAAUUACCAAUAUUUUCCCAGUACCAAUGAACUCAGUACCUCAUCAUCUGAACCUUAUGAGCAAAGAAAUGAUUUUGACAAUGUUAGUCCUCCAUCUACUUUGACUUUCGGAUCCACCGGCCGGAAUGUUGAAACCUUGUGCAAAAUGCCCUCUUCUUCCUGCACUCCACCGAUUUCUAUCCCCUUUAUUUCGUUUUCAAACUCUAGAUCGACAGAUGUUAAGACCGGCGCCGAAAAUAAGGUUGGGAUGAGCCAAAUGAUAAAUUUUGGAUGCGUGGAACCUACAUCUUCUGAAGGUUCUAUAGAAUACGGUCAACCUACUAAGAAAAGUGGUAGAUUUACUAGAACACCGACACAAGCAAAAUAUCAUAUGAUGGCUGAAAGGAAACGGCGGGAGAAGCUUGUGCAGCAGUUCAUUUCUUUGUCAGCUCUAGUUCCUGGCCUUCCAAAGAUGAACAAGAUAUCCAUCAUGGAUGGCGCUAUUGAUCACAUGAAACAACUCAAAAACCGACUCAAGACUCUUACAGAUUGGGAUAACCAUAGGAUGAAACAUGAUGAACAACAAGAUCUAUCUUGUUCAUCACAGACUGAGCAAAUCAUAAGAACCAGCAUCGAUCAUUCAUGGAAUGAUAUCCAACUAAAAGUUGAGAAGCCAAAUGUGUUGAUUAGGGUCACAUGCGAAGACAGAACCAUCUUACAUGAGGAAGAUUUUGUGAGGGAGAUGAACAACCUGAAUUUAAGUGUCACGAAUUCUAGAUUUAUGCCCUUUGGAGACAACAAGCUUGUUCUAUCCGCACUUGCUAAGAUGAAAGAAGGAUUUUGCAUGACCGACGAAGAAAUUGAGGACAGCAUCCGUCUAUCUAUCCUAAAGCUCAUCAUCACCUAAUGAACGUAAACGAACCAUAACAUUAUUACGAUGUUAAGAAGAUAGAAAAUAACACCCACUCCCCAAUAUAUUGGAAGUGUAUAGGGCAUGCAGAUUGCAUAUCUGAAUUUGCAAGUAAAUUUUCGUUAUCGCUAGUUCAUUAUCUUUACUUUGGAAAAUUAUACUCUUAGUGAAAUAAUAUAGUGAGAAAAAAAAAUAGUGACGGAUGUGUACCCCUAUUUUGUUGUCACUUUGCCGUUGAAAUUUUUUCUUUCCUUCUAAAAUUACCCUUUUACCCUUAAUUACUAUAAACACAUUAGUCACUAUAUAUUUCCACUAUUUUUUCUCACUGUAUCAUUGCUCCUUUACUUUUAUAUGAUGG
Oldenlandia corymbosa var. corymbosa is the source of this 1930-nucleotide messenger RNA. The record is from the annotation of a GenBank genome assembly. Lineage: Eukaryota; Viridiplantae; Streptophyta; Magnoliopsida; Gentianales; Rubiaceae.